This is a messenger RNA of Poecilia latipinna (sailfin molly), 2160 nucleotides long. Its product is annotated as glypican-5-like. The record is from RefSeq and is a predicted model, not a curated record. Gene Ontology annotation, biological process: regulation of protein localization to membrane; cell migration; positive regulation of canonical Wnt signaling pathway. Gene Ontology annotation, cellular component: extracellular region; cell surface; plasma membrane. NCBI's taxonomy places the organism in Eukaryota, Metazoa, Chordata, Actinopteri, Cyprinodontiformes, Poeciliidae. Bases 285 to 2126 code for a protein of 613 amino acids. The transcript has 9 exons.
GGCACAGCCAACAUGCAGUCAACUACUGCAAAGUGCCAAACGCGGGACAGACUGGCUUCAGAAGACAACCACUCCUCCUCUGUACGACACCAAACCUCCCCUGUCUUUGCGGCGCGCUUUCUCUCAUCCCAACCGAUAAUGUAAGACUCAGUUAGAAAGAUCUGUCAGAUGUUGACUCGAGCCGUCGCUUUUCACGUUCGCAAUUCCGUUUUCAACACUGUCAGACAGCUUACGGUCAGACUCCAGCUGGUCAUCUGCGAGGAUACCUGGUGUGAGAUGCGGCAAUGUCCCGAGGAAUAUGCCCACGCGUCAACUCUUUUGACUCCGUCAGGAUUUUGGCGUUGGUCAUUUUCGCAGUGAACGCAAUCGAGGCGGAUAAGCAUACCUGUUAUGAAGUGAGAGCCGCUUUCCAGCAGCGAUACAUCGGACCGCUUCACCUGGUGCCGGAGAAACCAUACAAAGAUGCUGAUCUGCAGAUAUGUAAGCACCAAGGUCCAUCUUGCUGCACCAAGAAGAUGGAGGAAUGUUACCAGGCUGCGGUGAAAAGAGAAACCCUCCAAAAAAUUGAGUCCUACACCUAUGAGCUGGAAAAUAUGCUGUCUAGUCAGUUAGAUACCUUCCAGGACAUGUUUCAGUACCUCCUGUCAUUCUCUCAAGGUCACCUAAGUUCACUGUUGGAGGGAACCUACUCAUCCCUGUCCCGUCAGGCCUUGCCCCAUGUGAAUCAGCUGUUUUCUUCUCUCUCCCUGUACCUACGUGGAGCCAACAUUUCCGUCGAGAUGACCAUCCACAAGUUUUUUAACAACAUCUUCCCUCUUGUGUAUGCACGACUUAUAAAUCCAGGCAUCGAAGGGAGCGUGACAGCAGGCAGCACAAUGGGCGACUGUCUGCGUAUGAUCAGACAGGAUGUGAAGCCUUUCGGGAAUCAUCCUGUCACCAUGGCUCAGGAACUGGCUGAGGUGUUGGAGACUGGCAGGCAACUGAGUCUCGGCUUGGAUAAAGGACUGGAGGUCAUCAACGCAACAGAACAUGCCGACCUUAGUAGGGAUUGUGUAAAAGGUCUGGCAAAGAUGGUGUACUGCUCCCACUGCAGAGGCUUGACACUGAUCAAGCCCUGUGUCGGCUACUGCUUGAAUGUUAUGCGGGGCUGCUUGGCAAGUAUGGCAGAGCUGGAUCAGCCGUGGAGGACAUAUAUCAGCUCCUUGAAGAAACUAACUCUUGCGAUGGCUGGGCACCACAGCCUGGAGCUAGCCAUGCUGGGCGUCAGAGGGCAUGUCAAUGAAGCAUUGCUCUAUGCACAGAGCCAUGGUCCACUCAUCACUGCUACGGUGGACAAGGUGUGUGGCCUGUCUACACGGGAACCCCCAGGCAUGUGGUCUAUGAGACCAGAGGUCACAACCUCUUCCACAACCUUAACUUCACCUUCUCCAUCUGCCUCCUCCUCCUCCUCCUCCUCCUCCCAUAAUUUACCAGUAGAGAGGCUAGCAAGGUUUGCCCACUUAAAAAGUUCAUUCCCUCUGAAGCCCUCCAAGAGCAAUAAUCCUAAUCUGAGAACACUCUCUAGGGAGUUCUUAGGCCAACUGCAGCGCUAUAAAACCUUCUUCAAUACAUUGCCAGAGCUGCUGUGUGAUGGGGAGCAAACAAUGGACGACUCCACCUGCUGGGGCGGCGACGGUGUUGUAGAAAGCUAUAUCGCUAGAAUCGUCAGAAAUGGUCUGCAUGCCCAGAGGCAAAACCCAGAGGUCAAAGUUCGCAGCAUGGACCCUACAAUUGCUGAGUUCAAGAAAAGGCUGGAGCACUUCAACCAGGAAACCCAGGAGAAGUUUCCAAAUCUCAAUGAAAUUGAGGUCUGGGAAGAACCAGGCAGUGGGGAAGAGCAAGGAAGCACCGCAGACUGUGAUGAUGAAGAUGGCUGCCAAAGCUCAGGAGAUGAUGACGAACAAAACUAUGAUAUCAAUGGGCAGACAUCCGAUGGAGGACAGCCUGGAGGUGACAACACACAAGAACCCCACCCCAAGCCCCCUGCUGUGAAGGUGGUCGGCGGGUCGCCACCUACAAGCUGGCAGCAAUCGCGGUGCCUCGCUUUGCUUUUCGCUGGACUUUGUUUGAAGUGGUUGCUGAUCUGAUGACAGGACUAUCUAAAAAAAAAAAAAAAAAAAC